AUGGCGGCUGAUACGGAAGGAAUGCAAAAGAUGUUGCCUGAAAUUAACCCACCCCGGAAAGUACCAAGACGCUCUAUGUGUUCUUGUAGUAGUUAUAGUAUCUUUAAAUUGCUGUUGUUUCUGUACACUUUAAUAUUUUUGUUUGUUGGUUUAUUUUUACUGGGGACCGGUAUACUAGUUGAACUAAGCAGACAGGACUAUACCUCUAUUAAUAAAAACCUGCUUGCACCAGUAAUAUUACUAAUAUUAGUUGGUUUGAUUAUUACUAUUAAUGCUCUAUGUGGUCUGAUUGGUACCAUCACAGAAAAUCCUUGUCUGUUAAAAAUGUUUUUAGUGUUCACUAUAAUUGCAUUCCUUAUCCAAGUUACUAUUGGUGUUUUGGCGUACGUUUACAGGAAAAAGGUACCUGAAAUCACUAAUUCUCAUCUCAUGUUUGGUGUUGAAGAAUAUAGUAAAAAUUCAGGAAUCAGAUGGGGAAUGGACAAGAUGCAAAAGAAGUUUAUGUGCUGUGGAUUAAGAAGUUAUCAAGAUUACAGUGUUUAUAAUGAUGAUUUUAACUGUGUAUCCGAAACACCUCAAUCUUGUGGUGUACCAAGCUCCUGUUGUAGACCUAUUGAGAAUAUUGAGCCAAAAGAAGACUGUGGAUAUGGCAUUAUUGGCAAUGGAACGAUUGCUGAUAAAGUGUAUACUGAAGGAUGUAAGGCUAUGUUUUUACAAUGGUUGGCUACUAAUCUAGAUCAUGUUGGAGCUACUGCUCUAGGAUUUGCUAUACCUCAGAUAAUUGGCAUAAUGAUAGCUUACUUCUUUCUACGUAAAGUUAUGGAACUACGAGUAUGGUAUAGAGUGGAGAAUUUACAGUAA
Molecule: messenger RNA, 861 nt
Organism: Lottia gigantea (owl limpet)
Lineage: Eukaryota; Metazoa; Mollusca; Gastropoda; Lottiidae
Exons: 8
Coding region: 1-861 (286 amino acids)
Cellular component (GO): membrane
Source: RefSeq, a predicted model, not a curated record